This is a messenger RNA of Zootoca vivipara (common lizard), 514 nucleotides long. The record is from RefSeq and is a predicted model, not a curated record. Lineage: Eukaryota; Metazoa; Chordata; Lepidosauria; Squamata; Lacertidae.
CUGUAGCUUGCAACUUCCUGACUUCUUCUGUCCUAUUCCAAGGAACAUUCAUUUCAUUCUACUGAUUUGGACAAACCGUGCAAAGAUGGGGUGUUCGUUUGGGGUCCUCCUGCUUCUCCUGUGCGCUCCCUCCUUAGGAAGCAGCAACCUGAUCCAGUUUGCAAAUAUGGUCCGCCGGCUGACUGGGAGGCUGCCCUCUCUCUUUUACAAUGGGUACGGAUGUUACUGUGGACUUGGAGGAUCCAGAAACCCCAUGGAUGAAACUGACUGGUGCUGCCAUACCCAUGAUUGUUGCUAUGGAAAGAUGGAAAAACUGGGUUGCCAUCCUAAACUAGAGCUUUAUACCUACUUAGUCGGGAACAGCGGAAUCGUGUGUGGUGGAAAGACAAUGUGCCAGAGGAUGACCUGCGAGUGUGAUAAAGUAGCCAGCUUCUGUUUCCGAAAAGCCGCCUAUCACAUCAAAUAUGUCUUUUACCUAAACAUUCUAUGUAGAGGCGCCACGCCUCCUUGCUAG